Messenger RNA from Bombina bombina (fire-bellied toad), 3300 nucleotides. RefSeq names its product leucine rich repeat transmembrane neuronal 3 (gene LRRTM3). Lineage: Eukaryota; Metazoa; Chordata; Amphibia; Anura; Bombinatoridae. Bases 408 to 1919 code for a protein of 503 amino acids. Gene Ontology annotation, cellular component: plasma membrane. The transcript has 2 exons. Gene Ontology annotation, molecular function: protein binding. The record is from RefSeq and is a predicted model, not a curated record.
UCAGAAAAACAGAAUCCUGGCAAUUUAACAAGCUGGAGCAGAGGUGACCAAUAGCACUGGUAACUGGAUCAGUAAAAUCAAGAUCUCAUUUUUGUUAAAACAAGAUUGUUGGCUCCUGGCAUUUUUUUUUUAUGGCGUGUAGAUUCAAAUACAAGAGAGGAAGAUGUUUUUCCAUGGCAAGACGUGGAGAUGUGCCUGCAAACCUCCCAGUAAUAGUGUGGUUGAAGGUUGGAGUAUGUCACAUAGCACUGAUAUAAUAAGGUUGCAAAGUGUCCAUCUGUAAGAAGGGUGCAGAAGCUAUUGCUGGGGAAAAGCCUGGACUUUUUUUUUUUACAAUGCAGCUGAAGGAGACUGAGUGCUGGUGGCCCCUAAGAGUACCUAAGGACGACCUUUAAAGUAAAGGAAGGAUGGGUAUGAAUGCAUAUCGACUGCUAAGAGGAUCAAUAGCCUUAUUUGUAUUGAUGACAUCUGCUGAACGUGGUUGCCCCAAAGGCUGCAGAUGUGAUGGGAAAUUAAUAUAUUGUGAAUCUCAAAAACUGCAGGAAAUUCCUUUAUCUAUACAUCCUGGUUGUAUAGGAUUAUCACUUCGUUAUAACAGUCUACACUUCUUGAAAUAUAAUCAAUUUAAAGGGCUUAAUCAGCUCACCUGGUUAUACCUAGAUCAUAAUCAUAUUAGUACUAUUGAUGAAAAUGCUUUUAGUGGAAUACGCAGACUUAAAGAGUUAAUUCUCAGCUCCAACAGAAUCUCACAUAUUUUAAAUAACACAUUCAGACCUAUCACUAAUCUAAGGAAUUUGGAUAUAUCCUACAACAUAUUACAUUCUUUAAGACCUGAUCAGUUUAAAGGCUUAAGGAAAUUGCAGAGUUUACAUUUAAGAUCAAAUCUAUUGAGAAUUAUACCAGUAAGGAUUUUCCAAGAUUGUCGAAAUUUAGAGCUUUUGGAUUUGGGAUAUAAUCGAAUUAGAAGUUUGGCCAGAAAUGUUUUUACUGGUGUGAUCCGAUUAAAAGAAUUGCAUUUGGAACAUAAUCAUUUCUCAAAGCUCAACCUUGCUCUGUUUCCUAGGCUGGUAAGUCUACAGAAUCUUUACUUACAGUGGAAUAAAAUUUCCUUUAUAGGGCAGACUAUGUCUUGGACCUGGAGUUCUUUACAAAGACUUGAUUUAUCUGGCAAUGAAAUAGAAGCUUUCAGUGGUCCAAGCGUUUUUCAAUGUUUGCCAAAUCUACAACGACUUAACUUGGACUCCAACAAACUCACAUUUAUUGGUCAAGAGAUUUUGGAUUCUUGGGUGUCUCUCACGGACAUAGGUCUUGCAGGAAAUAUUUGGGAAUGCAGCAGAAACAUCUGCUCACUUGUAAAUUGGUUGAAAAGUUAUAAAGGUUUAAGAGAAAAUGUAAUUAUAUGUGCAAGUCCUAAAGAGCUCCAAGGAAUGAAUGUGGUUCAAGCAGUUACAAACUACAGUAUAUGUGGUAAAAGCACUACAGAAAGCAUAGGGUUAAUCAGCACUGGACCCAUUCCAACUUUACGACAUAUCACAAUCAGAACUAAGCAUGAAAGUAAUCAUUCUAUACCACCCACUGCUGGUAUAACAGAAUCAGUGUCUGAAAUGGAUGAGGAUGCAGAGAUUAUCUCUUUACAUAAAAUCAUAGCAGGAACUAUUGCACUUUUCUUGUCAGUUCUUGUAAUUUCCUUGGUGAUAUAUGUCUCUUGGAAACGGUCUCCUGUAGCUAUGAAGCAUUUACAGCAGGGCUCUCUUGUAAAAGAAGAAACGCACGACAAAAGACAACCUCUAGGACAAAGCACUGCAAACAGCCAGGAAUUUUAUGUAGACUACAAGCCUGCAGACUCAUGUGAGAUGUUGGGAAAUGGAACUGAGCAAUGUACAUAUACUAAUUCAGGCUCCAGAGAGUGUGAGGUUUGAAAACAGUGAAAAAAGUGUUAAGUUGUAUUUUCAUCAAUUGUUGUUCGUUAUAACAGUUCAAAUUAAUAAGAAAAUUAGAGUGUGACAAUGAGAGAGCUGCUCUCAUUCCAAAGAGAACGUGGAAUUCCACAGAACCUUGUAAUUUUGAAAUUGAUAUGGUCUGUCUAAUACGUGUGAUAUUAAAGGCAGUGAGGUAUGGAGUUCAAUGAUUGCAGAUGGUUAUAAUUAAACAUAUUUGAUGACUAUACCCUAGAAGAUUUGUUUUGUUUUUCUUCUCAGGUGACAUUUUAUUUUAACACUUACAGUUACAAUAAACUUACAUUUAACUUGUAUAUACAUAAUCCUGGUUAUUUUGCAGAUGCCUAUACUAUUAUGAAGAAAUUGAUAUUAAAAUGACUGUACCAUCAUACCUGUAUGGUAUUUAUUUUGAUAAAAAAUGUUUUGGCUUGUUACUGAUUUGAUUAAAAUUCCAAUUGCUUCUCUUAAUCACUUUGUCAUGAUACACUCAUGAGGAGUAGUUAAUACCUGGAAUAGCCACCCAGCAGAGGUGGUAUGGUAUCUCAGUAUUGCCAAGGUUAAUCUGAAAUGCUCUUUCUUUUUGUAACAUCUGUGUUUGCUAUAGAAUGCAUUGAUCUAAAGACCUCCCCUUGCUUCCUCCCCCCCUCUUCCUGAUGCCUGGCAUCUCUUGGUACUGUGGGUUAAAGGGACAUGGAACCCACAUUUUUUUCUCUCAUGAUUUAGAAAGAUUAUGCAAUUGUAAACCAUUUUACAAUUUACUUCUAUUAUCUAAUUUGCUUCAUUCUCUUGAUAUCCUUCAUUGAAAAGCAUAUCUAAAUAGCCUCAGUAGCUGCUUAUUGGUGGCUGCACAUAAAUGCCUUGUGUCAUUAGCUCACCCAUAUUCAUUGCUAUGUAUUCAAUAAUGGAUAGCUAUAGAAUGAAGCAAAUUAGAUAAUGAACGUACUUUUGAAUGUUGUUUAAAAUUGUAUUCUCUAUCUAAAUCAUGAAAGCAAAAUUUUGGGUUUCAUGUCCCUUUAAAGUCUUGCAAGAAGGGGCUAGGUGGUCAUAUUUUACAAGUAGGGUUGUUUGUGACAAGGCAAAGGAAGAUUCAGGGAUAUAAUUGAAUGUACAUCAACAUUAUAUCAGAACUCCACUGGGACAACAUGACAAAACAUCUGAAGGGAGUUCCCACUAACCUAUUGGAAGAUUAGUGAUAUGUGCAAAGUGUAGGUAUUGUGUUUAAUUUAUGUCCUAUCUUAGUUUUAAAGAACUAUAUCUUUGCAUUUAUUCUUGUUCUUUUGUAUGUCUUCUGUUUUUGUAAUUUGGCACUGUGUAACCUGUAUUUAUUCGUCUUUUGUUAUUAAAAAAAAUAUUAAUAAUCUAA